UUGUUUUUCUCUUCCCGAAUGAGAGAGUGUGCCUUUUUUUCCAAGUCAAGAUGGUGGUAUGGAAAUGUGUUAAUGGUAGAUAUCAACAUACCCAUACUGACUGUCUUCUGCGCUCGCCUGUCAGGGUUCAGUCCUUUGCAUUCCUGUUCUAGGAGGUUCCUCCCGUACACCAACUCAGAUGCUGUUUGCUGGGUCCCGUACUGAUGAGGUACAUAAAGUGUCAUGUGUUCCUGUGCUUGGCCCUUCGUCUUAUAAACUAUUUUACCUGGAGGUAUGGGGGUGGGGCAGCCCUUCUCCCUGUUUCCACAUAGAGGUGGUAGAAAGGCAUGUGGAAAUUGUGUCAGGGUUAUGGUGUAUAGACCCUGAUGGUCCAACAGUGGAGGCAGGUGCCCCCUUGAAGAAGGGAGAGUUUGCCCCUCCCCGCCACACUUUUUCACUGUAAUGUUUUCUGAGAUGGAACAAAAUUAGAGAAUGGCACACUACAGGGGCCCCUCCGCCAAGCCUGUGUCCUCCCUUUGCCUUCAAUGGCUGAGCUCUGGCUGCGGGUUCCUGAAGAGCUCCCCCAUCCUCCAUUGUGCUGUGGGUUUUGAUUCAGUCCUGCCCCGCGCCCCCAGUCUCCACAUGGGUGGCCAGGGCAUGGUUGGUUCUAGGUGGUGAAGAUGACAAGUGGAGGCACACCUUGCCUCCAUGAACAGAUAACUGCCUACUGAGAUUUUUCUUUUUCUUUCUUUUUUUUGAGAUGGAAUCUUGCUCUCUUGCCCAGGCUGGAACAUAGUGGCACAAGCUUGGCUCACUGCAAUCCCCACCUCCCAGGUUCAAGCAAUUCUCCUGCCUUGGCCUCAAAAGUAGCUGGGAUUCCACCAUGCCUAGCUAAUUUUUGUACUUUUAGUAGAGACAAGGUUUUGCCACAUUUGCCAGGCUGGUCCCAAACUCCUGGCCUCAAUUGAUCCGCCUGUCUCAGCCUCCAAAAGUGCUGGGAUUACAGGUGCACACCACCAUGCCAGGCUCGAGAUUUUUCUUUUGAGUUGAAUACUCUCAGAGUUACUGUAGUCCCCCAGGAGCGUGUAGCCAGGCCAUUGUUAACAGUGUUGCUUCUGUCAGGCAAGAUGCAGAAAUCUGCCUUUCCUCUCCAUCUUUUCAUUCCCCUCCUCUCACCUAGGGAUUCAUGAUCUCCACGCUCUACUAGCCAUGGGCAGUCUGAACUGCUCAUGUUCCUUUUAGCUGCCUGGCUCUGGAACCUCAAGGAUACGCCACUGUAGUACUGCGCCCUCCCCGCUGGAAAGCUCCCUCACUGGUAGCCCAGCUCCAUGCUCCACCUGCUGGGUGCUCCCUGCUGCCCCACCUACUGUUUGGCCACCCCUUACUGGAUCUUUUGCCCUCUACCGCAGACCAGGCUGGUCAUCGCUCACCUUUUCUUUCCCAGAUGGCUUUCUGUUUUGUUCCUCAUAGCUGCAGCUGCAAAUGCUGUUCUCCCUUGGACCCUCCGAGUUGGCCCUGCCACCCUUAGGACCUCAGGAGUGUUUUCCACAACAUUGUGGUCAGCACUCACUCAGCCUAGUACUUGUACACUGAGCCUGGGGAGGUGGGAAGGAGCCUGGCUGUGAGGGAGCUCCUCAUCCCAAGGGCCCUUAGCCACUUCUCCCCUUGUAAACACCUUGCCCCUGCUUGAAUCAGCUCCCCAUGUGAAUGAGCCCCCCUUUGUGUCUUCCCAUGUAUGAAAACAACUAGUAUUUGAUCACCUCUUUCAGCCCUUCCCAGAGUCUUCCUUGGUUGGGAGAGACUUGCAUCUGUGUCCCUCUCCCACUAGCCAGGGAGCCGCUGGGACUCAUGCUGCCCUGGAGCCUUCCCCGUGAGCGCCCUCUUCCCUGUUCACCUGGUGCUCUGGUGGCCCUAUGUUUAUUGCCCAAACUAGUACACUCUGAGAAAGAGAGCUGGACGUGCUGCUAAUAAGCAGCCUGUAGAAUUCCCCAAGGCACUCAAUACUGCACCAGCCUGUUUGCCUGCCUGCUACCCCUACAGAGCACAGGCUUUGAAACCACAGAGCCCUCAGCACCUAGUAUGGAGUUUGGUAACUAACAGAGGCUCGACAUAUGUGACUGAGUGAACACGUGAUGGAUGAAGAGGUGGGCCCUCUGCUGCAGGCCGCUUCCUCCUGCAUAUCUGCUCCCUCCAGCCCCUUGAACCGCAUUUCUUCCCACUGCGUCCCAUGGCUCUUGCCCCACAGCCUACAGAGGACUGACGCCUGCCCACCCUAAACCUGUCCUAUCCCCACCAGCCCCUCCCGCAGGUCUCCCCUCCACACCCCAUCCUCUGGAAUAUUGGAACAGCCUUCUGCCUACACUCCCUGCCUCAGUCUCCCUUGAGUCCGUGCUCCAGCUUCCUGUGGAGAGACCUUUCGCCCCUGCCUAACAGCCCAGGCAUCACCUUCUGUGGCUGCCCAAUGGCACCAGCUCCUCACGCCCUUCACCACUUGGCCACCAUUUAGGCUCCUGGCAUCAUCUUAGCUUCCUUCUUCCUAUUUUUUAAAAAAAUUUACAUUUCUGGCUGGGCGCGAUGGGUCACACCUGUAAUCCUAGCACUUUGGGAGGCCGAGGCAACUGGAUCACGAAGUCAGGAGUUUGAGACCAACCUGACCAACAUGGUGAAACAACAUAUCUACUAAAAACUUAAAAAAUUGGUGAGUGGAACAUGGCAGCCCUGGCAGGUGGCAGAGGCUCCGUGGUGUCGGUGCUGGCCCUGAACGGCCGGCGCCACACCGGAAAGGUGAUGCCGAGCACCAUGCCGCUUCAGGCUGAGGACACGUGCUGGCGGCAGAACUUCAACCCUUGUGAAUAUGAUCUGAAGUUUCAGAGGAGCGUGCUCGGCCUUUCUCUCCAGUGGAGAUUUGCCAACCUACCCAAUAAUGCCAAGCUGGAGAUGGUGCCUGCCUCCUGGAGCCACGAGGGGUCCGAGAACAUGGUUUGCAUUGCUUUGCAGCUGGAUGACGGCUCCAGGCUGCAGGACACCUUCUGUUCAGGCCAGACCCUCUGGGAGCUUCUCAGCCAUUUUGCACAGACCAGGGACUGCUUGCAGAAGCCUGGUGGGGUGACCCCAGUGUGUGUGUACACAAGGGAUGAGGUGACAGGUGAAGCCACCCUGAACGACAUCAGACUGCAGUCACUGGGCCUCAGUAGGGGCGGUGCUUCCAUCAGGUUUGUCAUGAAGUGCUGUGACCCUAUGGGCAAAAACCCAGGAAGCCUGGGCUCAUCAGCGUCAGCUGGCCAGGCAGCCGCCAGUCCUCCACUCCCCUUGGAAUCUGGGGAGCUCUGCCAUGGUGACCUGAGCUGUCAGGAAGACAUGGACACUGUGGGGUCCAGCUGCGAGGAUUCGCAGGAGAAGCAGAGCAUGAGGGUGCCCAUGCCUGCCCCCUUCGUUCCUUUCUCGGGCGGGGGACAGCAACUGGGGCGCCCCUCUGGGCCCAUGAGGCCUCUGAUUUCAUCAUCAGCCAAGUUGCCAAAGUUCCUCUCCAGCCCCGGAGGCCCCUCCAAGCCAAAGAAGUCCAAGCCUGGCCAGGAUCCCCAGCAGGAGCCGGAGCCAGAGCCAGAGCCACCUGUGGACCAGGUGCCAGUUGUGUGCCACCCCAACCUGGAGGAGUGGCUGCAGGCCUGGCUGGUGGAGCUGCUUGAUGAAUUCUUUGAGCUGAUGGUGGACGAUGUGAGAAGAUGCUUGGCCCAGCUCAAGAGUGACCAGAAGCGCCUGGAAGAAGCACCCUUGAUGACCAAGGCCUUCAGGGAGGCGCAGAUGAAGGAGAAGCUGGAGCACUACCCAAAGGUGGUUCUGAGGGUCCUGUUCCCUGACCGCUACAUCCUGCAGGGCUUCUUCCGCCAGCGAGACUUCGUGAGGAGCCACCUGGGGCACCCUGAGCUGCCAUUUUACUUGUUCAUCACCCUUCCAAAAACAGUCCUGGACAACUACUCGUGCACCCUCUUUCAGGCGAACCUCUUCCCGGCUGCUCUGGUGCACUUUGGAGCCAAGGAACCAGCAGAUGUCUACCUGGAGCCUGGACUGCUGGAGCACACCAUCUCCCCAUCUGUGGCCGACAUGCUGGUGGCCAGGUACAUGUCCAGAGCCGCCAGGGCCCCUUUCCCAUUGCCAGCCCCUAACCCUGCACCUGAGUCUGAGCCAUCUGCUGAGGAGGGGGUGCUGAGUCCCGCUGAGCCCAUCUCAGGGAUGGUCCCGCCUGUGAAGACAAGCCUGGGCAAGGUGCCCAAGUGGCUGAAGCUGCCAGCCAACAAGAGGUGAGAGCUGCCAGCCUGAGGUGCCCACCAGCCACAGGACCACCUCCCCUGCCAGCAGGAAUAAAGACUGUGCGUCC
Callithrix jacchus (white-tufted-ear marmoset) is the source of this 4354-nucleotide messenger RNA. The record is from RefSeq and is a predicted model, not a curated record. Lineage: Eukaryota; Metazoa; Chordata; Mammalia; Primates; Cebidae.